UCUCAAACUAAUGUCUCUCUCUUUUGUUUCAGACCCAUUGAAGCAUUUCUCCAUUUCUAGCUUCUAGGAACCGACAACAUGGCAGCAAAUCGUCAAAGCGUGCCCAAAUUUGGAGAAUGGACAGAAGAUGUUCCAUUCACAGUAAUGUUCGAUAAGGCCAGUAGGUCGUCGAGGAAAAAUACAAACAAGUCUAAUCCUAAUCCCAACGAGUAUCCAGAAAUGAAUCCAACCGCUGCGCAAACUCGAAAUCAGAGACAUGACCAACCACCAAACCACAAUGUAAGACCGAGACAAGAAAGAUUCGGUAGACGAGAAGAAACCGAAUUCAGACCGUCUCCUCAAAAUGAAAGAAACAACAGAAUCAGAGCUCCUCCCCCAGCAGAAGCGUAUAACCAUCAAUCAUAUGGUGGCGGAGGUACAAAUCCAUCGGAAACGAAUAGACGCCAACCAUAUGAUCCUACACCGGUGAAACCUAGGCCCAUAAGCAAUCUUAGAGGUCGGGGCAGUGAAAGGGUCGCAACUAUUCCGCCGUUUCCUGGAUCGGGUUCUGAGGAUCAGAGUUAUACACUCAUCUUUGAAAAAGUGAAAGAAAGCAAGAAACAAAGUGGGACUGUGAGUUCUUACAAUGAAACUGAUCAUAGCACUCCAACUCCACUCAUCAACGACGACCAACAUCAUCAACCGCUACCUUCUAGUCCCAAGGGUUGCUGCUUUCCUAGAUGGUGCCGAAAGUGAAGCUACUGAAGAUAAUUCGUUACUUUGUUUACAUGUUUAAUUUGUUGUUUGCUUCUGGAUAUGAUUUGGCUCGAGUAUUCAAUAUUAUAAAUACAAAUAUUAUUUUGGUAUGUUCUAUGUAUGUAUGGGUGUUUUUUUUUUUGCUAAAAGUGUAUGUAUCGAUGUUAUGGGAAAAAUGCUACAAACAUAGUUACUCGUUCGUCAUCUAA
This is a messenger RNA of Brassica oleracea var. oleracea, 944 nucleotides long. RefSeq names its product RPM1-interacting protein 4. Bases 79 to 735 code for a protein of 218 amino acids. NCBI's taxonomy places the organism in Eukaryota, Viridiplantae, Streptophyta, Magnoliopsida, Brassicales, Brassicaceae. The record is from RefSeq and is a predicted model, not a curated record. The transcript has 4 exons.